CCGGCCCCGCCCGCCGGCCGCCGCAAAGCCGCAUCCUCCCGGAGCAGAACCGCUCCCCGCCGGCUGUCCGCAACCUCCGCCAGCGUCCGUCCCUGGUCAGGUGUGGGUGGAAUGCAUCCUUGGGACAUCUUUGCAUAACCCCAUCUAGGAAGAAGUUCCGUGAUGUGUGAACUGUGAGUUUGCUCAAACAAGUCCAACUCUUUAUAAGGCAUAAGUAGACGUCAGGUCUGGGAUGGAAGAGCCAACAGCAGUAGAAGGCCAGGUCCAGCUUCCAAGCCCCCACCAGGGCUCUCUCAGGAAGGCUGUGGCUGCUGCCCUGGCGCUGGAUGGGGAAUCCACAAUAGGGCGCAGGAAAAAGAAGAGGAAAGAGUCACGCCCAGAAUCCAUCAUCAUCUACCGCUCAGACAAUGAGAAAACAGAUGAGGAGCCCGGGGAAUCAGAAGGUGGAGAUCGGCCUAAAGAGGAGGAGGGAGAUGAUUUCCUAGACUAUCCUGUGGAUGAUGAUAUGUGGAACCUGCCUCUGGACAGCCGCUAUGUCACCUUAACUGGGACCAUCACACGAGGAAAGAAAAAGGGUCAGAUGGUGGACAUCCAUGUCACAUUGACAGAGAAAGAGCUGCAGGAACUGACCAAGCCUAAAGAGUCAUCAAGGGAAACGACGCCUGAAGGAAGAAUGGGCUGCCAGAUGGGAGCUGACCGUGGGCCCCAUGUGGUCCUCUGGACGCUGAUCUGCCUGCCUGUGGUUUUCCUCCUCUCUUUUGUUGUCUCUUUCUACUAUGGCACUAUCACCUGGUACAACAUCUUCCUCGUGUAUAAUGAGGAAAGGACAUUCUGGCACAAGAUCUCGUAUUGCCCUUGCCUCAUUCUCUUCUAUCCAGUGCUCAUCAUGGCCAUGGCUUCUUCCCUGGGCCUCUACGCUGCUGUGGUCCAGCUCUCGUGGUCCUGGGAAGCAUGGUGGCAAACUGCCCGGGACAUGGAGAAAGGCUUCUGUGGCUGGCUCUGCAGCAAGCUGGGUCUGGAGGACUGUUCUCCCUACAGCAUUGUGGAGUUGCUUGAAUCCGACAAUAUCUCAAGCACUCUCUCCAACAAGGACCCCAUCCAAGAAGUAGAAACCUCCACGGUCUAAAGUCCCAACAACUUACUUCCUCCUUUGGCCCCAGUAGCCUAUAUAUCAUCUUAAAAUUCCAGCAGAUUCUUUCUUUAAAUUACCCCCUACUCUCUGCAGUUCUUCUGGGAAACCAGAGUCCAUACUGAUCAGUUUUACCAUCUUGAGGGUUCCAGGAGGGCAGGGAGCAGACAAGCAAUUGUGCCAAAGCAGUUCAUCCAAUGGACAAACUCUUUUUGAUUCCCUGCCCUAAAAUCACCAUUUAUCUAGGACAACGGAACUCUGCUGUGUUUCGUUUUGGGAGCCUGGAAGUUUUACUGGUGCCUGGAACUGAGGGGAGUAUGUGACUAAAUGUGUCAGGGAGAGUAAAGAACCUCAGGGGUAACCACAUCCACCAAGAUAAUAGACAGGGAUGGAGUAAGACAUUUAGGAAGCUGGUCUACCACAGUGUAGCAGAAGGUAAAGAUUUGUGUGUAUCAUUUAGAUUUAGAUUUAGCUGCAUAGAAUUAAAACCCUAAAAUAUCAGUGGCUUAAACAAGAUAGAAGUGUAUUUCUUUCUUGUACAGAAGAAGUCUGGAGGCAGACCAUCCUGGGACCCUGUGAAGUAAUCCAGGUCCCAGGCUUCUUCUAUUUCUCUACCAUUAGUAGGAUGUGACCCUUCUCACCCUUAUCCUCAACAUCCCAGUGCUGAUUACAUCUUCAGCCAUCACAUCAUGUUUCUGAUAAAAUAGAGGAAAGGGCAGAGAAGCACACCCCCUUCCUGUUCAAGGAGACUUUGCAGAAGUCCCACUCAAUUCUUAUAUCUCAUUGGCAAGACCUCAGUCACAUGAUCUCAUGAGCAAAAGAGGCUGGAAAUGUUGUUUGGCUGGGUAGCUAUAUUCUCAGCUAAAUAUUGGGUUCACGCCAAUUGGCAAGAAAAAGGAAGAAUGGUUAUUUGGUUUUUGUUUUGUUUUGUUUUGUUUGUUUUGCUUUUGAGACGGAGUCUCACUCUGUUGCCGAGGCUGGAGUGCAGUGGCACUAUCUCGGCUCACUGCAACCUUCGUCUCCUGGGUUCAAGCGAUUCUUGUGCCUUGGCCUCCCGAGUAGCUGGGAUUACAGCUGCGUGCCACCAUGCCUGGCUAACUUUUGUAUUUUUUUUUUAGUAGAGAUGGAGUUUCACCAUGUUGCCCAAGCUGGUCUUGAACUCCUGACCUCAGGUGAUCCGCCUGCGUCGGCCUCCCAAAGUGCUGGGAUUAUAGACAAGAAUGGUUAUUUUGGCCGGGCGCGGUGGCUCACGCUUGUAAUCCCAGCACUUUGGGAGGCCGAGGCGGGCGGAUCACGAGGUCA
This is a messenger RNA of Symphalangus syndactylus (siamang), 2431 nucleotides long. It is a transcript of the gene TMEM169, whose product is annotated as transmembrane protein 169. The record is from RefSeq and is a predicted model, not a curated record. NCBI's taxonomy places the organism in Eukaryota, Metazoa, Chordata, Mammalia, Primates, Hylobatidae.